UAUAUAUAUAUUUCCUAACUGUCAUGUUUUUCCUUUACUUUACAGACUUACUGUGAUGCAACAGAUUCCUGCCAAGGAGUGAAUGAAACGUGUUUUGACUGUUGCCGUCAUGUGAAUAAUCACUGUGAAACUGUUGAACUAUUUGGAAAGAUCUGCGAGCGCUUACCUCGCAUCUGCUCUGAAUUAGGACAUGAAUUGCCAAAACGCAUUGUUAGUAGUGAAGCUCCUAUGUCCAGUCAUCAUGCACAUCCUUCGCUUACUCACUCAAUCACAGUCACUGUGGGACCAAGUGGUGUGAAUAUCUCAUCUGCUCCAGUGCACAUGCAUAAUGCUACUGCUUCUCACUCUGGAAGUAUUCAUGCUUCUAUGGGAGCUUCUAUGAAUGGUUCCAUAGUAGCUGCUAGUAUGAAUGUCUCUGAAGUUGUCUCUGCGAUUUCCUCUCAAAUAGCAAGUCUGAAUGCUUCUCAAGGAGAGAGCCUGAGUGCUUCUCAAGUAGCAACUGUAAUUUCCUCUCUGGUUGCCUCCCAAGCAGCAAGUCUGUCUUCUUCUGAAGCGGCGAGUAUAUUUUCCUCUCAGAUAGCUAGUCUGAGUGCUUCUCAAGUAGCAACUGUAAUUUCCUCUCUGGUUGCCUCCCAAGCAGCAAGUCUGUCUUCCUCUGAAGCAGCGAGUAUAUUUUCCUCUCAGAAUGCUAGUCUGGUUUCUUCUCAAGGAGUGAGUCUGGCUAGCUCUCAAGCAGUGAGUAUAAUUUCCUCUGAAAACGCAGGCGCAAGUCUCAAUGCCUCCCAUGCCACCAUGUCAUGGUCUGCGGUACAGACUUCAGCUUUUGGCACCAUGGUUGCCUCAAUCAAUCCAAGUUCACUCAGCCAUUUUCCCUCAAGCAGUCCUGCAGUAGUUGGUCCACCAUGGUGGUCAAGCUAUAACCUAAGUGAAUCCAUGGAGAGUUGGCUCAGUUUUAUUAAGAACAACAGCAUGUGUGGCCAUGGUAAGAAAUUCUGUGGAUUAAAUCUUCAAUGUAUUCCUGAAGAUCAGCCAUGCACUGUUUAUCUCUCUAAUGAUGCAGUGAAAAACUUGAGUAACACAGCUUGGUGUGUUAAUUGUUCAUCAGAAGAAUAUUUCUGUCCAUUGUUCAUGCAGUGUAUCAAUGUUAAUGAAAGCUGUUCUUACGAGAAUGUGGAUAAAUGGAUCAAUUCUAAUGCCAGUAUGGGGCUAACUGAUUUGGCCUGUGGGGAGAACAAGACAUUCUCUUUCGCAACUAUGGAGUGUAUUCCGGCGAAUUAUCACCAUCAUGGACAUGAAUGUGGACAUGGUGAAGUGUUCUGUCCUUAUAGUGCAUCCUGCAAGAAUAAAACUGACUGUGCUCCUUUCCGAGAACUGAAUUACACUGAAGCUCUCAAGAAUGAUUCUUUUGGCUGGGUUCGAAUGUGCCAAAUCAGAAAUCUGGUUUGUCCAAGGGUUGCUGUUGCUUUGGAGGAUUGUGACCAUGACAAGAAAAAAUGCAAUUCGAGCUGUCCUGAGGGAAAGAAGGUCUGCAAUGAUCACCACUGCAUCCCUGAAGAUCAGAAAUGCUGCCCUGUGGGUGAAAUAUUUUGUAAUCAAAGUGACUCAUGCUUGCCAAAUGGAACUAUGUGUUGUCCAAUAGGCCAACGAUAUUGCCAGUACACUCGGGACUGUGCUGAACCAUCAAAUUGUCUACCUCCAAUUGCCAAUCUUACCUUUCCAACAGUGUGGGAAUAUCUUCAGCUUGGUGCUGAUUUGAGCAAAGGAAUUUUUGAACAAAGUGACAAUGCUGUAGCACUUCGCAGUCUAAAGACACAUGGAGUAAAUGGAUCCUUGGAGUUUUAUAGCAGUAGCCAAUGGACUGCUGUCAGAGCCCUCACCCCAUCUAAUGCUCUGGUGUUGGGUAAAACAAGUUACCUGAGAUUUGUCCCAACAAAAAAAGGAUCUCAUGGAAUCGUGCUGGUCAACUUUACUGCUUACAGCGAUUCUUCCAAAGUUGGUCUAUAUAUGGAUGCAUCAUCUAAGCAAUGGACACAGGGAAAGACUAUUGCCAUUUUUGUAUUACCAUCUGUAGUGCCCCCACAAAUGGUGUAUAAUGGCUCCCAUUAUACUGUAGAUGAGGAUAGCAAGGGUGAAAAGGGUUUUAAUAUAUGGGAUCACCUGUAUGACAGCUCUCCAAAAGGUGAUACUGAAAGUAACAUUCCUGAUGCCUUACUUGGAGAUGUGAACCGCAAAAUGGUUGAGCUUUACAAUGAGUUACUGGAGGAUGUUUCAUCUUUGGAAUUUGGGCUAAAAAUUAAAACCACAUCAGAAAAUAUAAAAUUUAAAGGAGGAGACACCAAAAGCUACCAUUCCAACAUGACUGAGAUCAAAUUUACUCCCAAGAAAGACUUUAAUGGCAAUGUAAAAAUUAGCAUGGAACCCUUUCUGGCCUCUCCAAAGAAGUCCUCUUUGGCUCUUUCUCGCUUUUUCUCCCACAAAGUUACAGAAGCUUUGCAUAUGACAAAUGAUUUGAAGGGAGAUUUACAGGGUUUGGGAAAGAAGGCACUUUUCAAGCUCAUUAAAGACAAUUCAAAGCCAUCUUCUGAAAGCAUCCUCACAGCUAUUAAGAAUUUAAAUGGUAUAACUUUGAAUUCCUCUGCUGAACAAGCCGUUUCUGCUCAUGUCAACCAGAUCAUCAAUUCAGCUAAGGGCCCAGAUGGGGACUCCUUUUCACAUAUUUCAACUGAUAAGAUCAUCGAGGUUGAUCAAAGUGGAGAAGUUCUGUUUUAUGGUAAUUUGACUGUGAUUACCAUAACUGUAACAUCAGUGAAUGACCCACCGGUAUUAAAGAAAACCAGGGGAGAACUGGAGCCGCUUCCGUACGAGCUGUCUGCAGGAUGGAAUGCUGGCACCUUUAUCAAAGAUAUAUUUGACCAGUCCAAAACGGACCCCCUUGCGGAAGACAUUGACAACAGAACAAUGGAGCUUGGAGCUGUCAUUCUGUCUGCAAAAAAUGGCUCUCUUGGACGCUGGCUGUACCAAAUGAAUAGCUCGGUGGCCUUUGAGUACUUUGCAUUUGACAAAGAUGCAGGGGAGGUGUUUCUUCUACCACCAACUGCCAGGAUUAAGAUGGAACUAUACGACAACCAAACCAUUUGGAGCAGUUCAGAAGCGUUGAAAGGAGGAGCAGUGAUACAAGUCAGAGCGUGGGACAUGACCGAUGGAAAUGUACCUGGUCUUUUUAAUACAACAAUUUUAUCGGAGACAUCUGUUAGCAAGAAAUUGGUCAACCUUUUACUUCUACGGCGAGGUUGUGAUAACAAGACAGACUUCGCUGCCAAGAAAGAUCGAUGCGGAGUGUGCAGAGGGGGUGAUGAGUGCGUUGCAUGCGAUGAUGUACCUAAUUCGAAUGCUACAAUAAAUGAAUGCGGAGUAUGUGUUUUAGGCAAUACCAAGAAGGCUGCAAAUUACCUGGUUGACUGUGCAGGGCUGUGCGACUUAAGCAUUCAGAAUAAUGAUACUUGUGGCAAAUGUAUGUCUAAGGAUGACAUCAAAAACCUGAGAGAUUGUACAGGAUCAUGUUUUGGAAAAGCAGACAUCGACGAAUGCGGCAACUGUACUGGGGGGGCUUCAGGCCUGGCAAUCAACUUCCGCCAAGAUUCCUGUAGUGUCUGUGGAGGAGACAACUCGAGCUGUGUUGAUUGUCUCAGUGUACCCAACGGCGAUGCUGAAACCGAUGUAUGUGGAAAUUGCAAGAGUAAGAGUGAUUCUACAUUCAACACUGGCUGCCUAAAGUUUGGUUCCGUGGCUCCGGUUAGCGGACGAGCAGGAUCUCAGGUUCAGAUCACAGUUAAGGGGGCUGGUUUUAAGUCUUUGUCUCUCACCAGCUGUGAAUUCAAUCAUACAACUACGAGUCAAAAGUACGCUGCAUCACGUAGCGACCAUACUUCAAAUAAAAAUACACUGACCGUGACAGCACCGUCGACCUUGCCAACAGGCGUCUACACGGUCCUGUGCAGCUUCAGUGGCAACAUUAAAAUUGAAAGCGAGACCGCUGUGUUUACAGUGUACAACAGUUCAGUGAUUUCUCUGUCAAGUAUCUCCCCAAGCGAGACUGAAAUUAGCGACUCUGGCGCCACGAUUAACAUGACAAUUACUGGGACAAAUUUUGUCGACACUGGCUAUGUGGCUUGCGUUAGAGAGGGAGGUGCAAAGCUUGCGACUGGAGUUUUCGUGAGUUCCACAAAAGUUUAUUGUCCAAUUACCACUUUUAAAAAGUCUGCUCUUUUCAACGUCUCCUUGCAGUUUGGAAAGAAUGACCCAGCAGUUGAUUCCAGUGUCGAGUUUUCAUUUUAUGCCACCCAGCCGAGCGCAGCAUCACUAGCUUUUGAUAGUAAUCCCACCAAACUGUUAUUGUCCUUAGACAAGAAAGCAAAGCUUAAAUCGGACAAUCCUCAAUGUUCUGACUUUUUCGAUCAAGGAACGAUAGCGUUAUUCGCUGGCGACAGUAAGUGUAAAUUGGUGAGACCCAAAACAAUGCUGAUUCUGUUGGUUGGUGGUGGAGCGACGAUAAAACCAGGCGACUCAGUGAACUUUACAAAUGGCAGUCUAGCUGCGCUGGGAGAAGCCAACACUAAGUUUGUCGCAGGUAUAACGGAACUCACCGUUCAAUCACCUCAAAACCCAGUCGUACCAGAAGUCGAAAUUCAAGGGGCAGAAUUUAUCGGACCUUGUGCUAGCCUAGAAAUUGAUACGGAUACAAAGGGCGAUGGCGGCCGACCCAUGACUUAUGAAUGGUAUGUGAAAUCCAAAGUCGGUGCAGAUGCCAAUACAACAUCUGAUAUGACCUCUCUCAAUUCAACUCUCGCCGGCUUAGCAUCCACGACAAGCUUCUUCACCAUUACAAAGGACAACAUUGUCAAGAACGUUGAGUAUGAAAUUGUUUGCAAAGUUACGAACUUCCUUGGAGAGAGUGAUGAAGACACUUUUUCGGUAACCCGCAAGAAUGAAGCCGUCCCAGAGGUCAAGUUGAACUCACUGGGUGAAACAAUGAGUAAAUCGGAAAGACGUUUGAUCCGUGCCUCAGUUAGCUUGCCAGGGUGUAAUGGUUCCGACGCUGGCGGCUUCGCGUACACUUGGGAGUUGAAGGACUCAAGUGAUCAGGCUGCUGAUCUUGGUUCGGAUACAGAUGCCACCAAACCUUAUCUGAAGCUCCUAGGAAGUAACUUAAAAGGUGGCGAGAAUUACACUCUGACAGUAAAUGUAUUCGAUAACGAGAACAUUGAUAUAACCGCUGAAUCGUCUCUCCCCAUUCAAGUGUCGUCGAGUGAAUUGAAGGCGCGAAUUGCUGGUGGUGUGUCUUUCGACGUGGGUUAUGAAGAUUUCUUAGUGCUGGAUGGUAGAAAAUCAGAAGACCCAGAUGGAUCCAGCGAUGAAGCUAGGUAUCAAUGGACAUGUAAAGAUUCUGAAGGCGACUGCUUCUACAACAACGACCGUGUUAUUUUGCCCAAGACUGAUGUUGUUAACAAGAGUGUGUCAUCAUUUCUGCAAUCUGGAAAAACGUAUACUUUUAAGUUGACAUAUCGUAAAGGUGCCCGAAAAGCAGUAGCCGAAGUCUCGGUUCGAGUGAAGCAGUGUUCCCCACCAAAUGUGAUUAUUCGACCUCAGAAGUCAAACAAGUUGAAUGCUGGAAAAAAAAUAGAAGUUCACGGAAAAGUUAAGGCUUUUGGUAACAAAGUUUCGUUGGACUAUUCCUUUGUGCUCGAAGACGGGUAUGGGUAUGAGAGCGACGUCUCAGACCUUGUGUCAGUAACUCCUAAACCAGAACUCAGGAGUGCCAAUACUCGACUGGAACAGGAUAUUGGAGUGUAUUUCAAAAAGAAUGUCUUUGACUCUGGGAAGUACAGGUUCCGAGUGUCGGCCAACACAACUGCUUGCAGUUCGUAUUCAGAAACAGAGUUCACUGUAAAUGGUCCGCCACUAGUAGGUACUUUUGAAGUGACCCCUGCAAGUGGAACAGUCUUGGAUACGGAGUUCACUUUAAGAGCAGAUCAGUUCAGUGACGAUCCAGACGACUAUCCCCUGACCUACCAGUUCGGGUAUUAUGAACUUAUUAACGGGGAGGAAUUUGCUUCCGUCAUAAGUUUACCAAAUCGUCGAAAGAAGAGAAAGGUUACCCUUCCACAAGGCGACGAGAACAACAACAAUACCCUCCGAGUGUUUGUACGGGUUUUUGACAAAUUUGGAGCCAGUGUGAUGACCGAGAAGACUGUUCAGGUUUUGCCUAAAGUGUUUUCACUAAGCGAUCUUCAAGAUUUGCAGAACUCUGCAACGAGUCUAGAGGAAAGCGGAGACUUGGAGAAUCAAUUAGGUACAAUGAAUACCGUACUGUCUGCUGUCUUAAGCACCGGUGCCAAUGCGAGUGAUGAAGUGAAAGAAUCUCUGAACGCGAUUAAACAGCAAUAUACUCAGAUGGCUGUUAAUGCGCUGGAAGCGGUUUCGGGCGACAAAGAUGCAGAGAUGAAUGCCUUGUCUACCAUGGGGAAAACAACGGAAGGAGGUGCCGACGCGUUCGAUGACUCCACCAAGAACAAUUUCUUUUCUUUGUUUAAAAAGUUGCACACGAUUGAUUCGUCGCAAUCUAGAAGGAAACGACGGGCGGUUGAGAAUGAGAUUCUCGAUGUGGAUUCACUGACUGGUGAUGAGGCUGAGACCACUCUUAGACCUCCGUCGAACCUCAUCGCUCCAGAUGUCUUCACGCUGGAAGAAUCAACCCGGAAGAGCGACUUCUUAAAUCUCGUAGACUCAAUCGGACUGAAGGUGUGCGCUGGCCAAGGCACCGGCGCUCCGGCUGCGUUCGCUAGAACAAACAUGGUCACUCUGCGCGCUGAAACAUUGAAUUUCGCCGGUAUAGACGACGUUAGCAUAAACAUGGCGUGUUCAGACUGUCCCACGUACGUGAAGCAAACCGCCAAGAUGACUCUGGGAAAGACUCUGGAAGCGACGUACAAGUCUUGGAGCUGUUCGUCUUCAGAAACGUGCAGUGGAGCUUGUAUUCUCUCCACUCAGUACCCUGAAGAUCUUUUGUACAAUCAAACUGACUCUUCUCGGCUAACUGAUAUCGUCGAUGUGAAGUUGUAUAACCCAACCACAUUUCGAGAGGUUACCGUCGGGUCUUUAGCUGAGCCGGUUACGUUCUUGAUUCCGCUGCAACCAGGAAAAGUGUUUCCAAAUGAAAGCACGAAUUCUGCAGAGUGCAAGUUGUGGAGCUCUGGUGAAUCAAACUGGACUACAACUGGAUGUGUAUCAGGUCGUUCCGCUGUGAUAUCAGGUAAUGUGACUUAUGUUGAGUGCAACUGUACGACAUUGGGAUACCUAAGUGCGUUUGUUGGCCCAAAGAGGGAAGAAGUUACCACUCCCGCCCCAACCACUGCUGCCCCAACUACUGCCGCUUGUGAACUGGAACCAAAGAGCUCAGGUGUCAACGUCAAGUUUGCUUUCAACGUGUCAUAUAGCAGCAUAAUUGGAAACGACAGCCAGAAGGCAGCUGUCGAAGCGAACAUUAUUAAAGCCCUUACUGACUCAUCGAACCUGGAUGAAUGCAGUAUACAGGAUUUCAGCUUGACAGCUGGUAGUAUAGUGGUGGACUUUGUCGCGGUGCCCAAAAAAGGUCAGACCACUGCCAGCAUACUGCAAGAAAUUACCAAGAUCGAAACAAAAGUCAAGGCAGGUACCUUUCAAAUCACACUGCCGAAUGGCCAGGUGAUUUCCGCUGACCAGAGUUCGUUCGAGUCCACCCUAGUAACUCCUGUUACUACAACUGCUGCUGUUCCUCCAACUGAAAGUGAAUCCAAUAAUACGACUGUAAUCAUCGUAGCCUGCGUGUGUGGGGGAGUGGCUUUGAUUGUGAUCAUCGCCAUCACUGUGUACUGCUGUAAGAAGAAACGAGGAGCUGGGAAAAUUUCACCCUCCACCUCACCAGACCCUCAGCGUAACAGUCGCGAGGACGUGGAAAUGAACGAGCGGGGUCAAUUUAUUCGGGACAAAGACCAUCCAGGUGCAAAUAACAACAGAGGAGCCGAUUUCUAGGUCCUUUUUAUACAGUUGAACGAGGUUGGCGGAUACAAGAGCGAUGUCGAUGCAUGAAAUUAAAACUGUUUCUUAUCAAGAAUUCUGGAACCGGCAUGAGGAAGUUCAAAAACAAAACAAACAACUCAGUAUCACUUGUGGUAUACAAACCCAAAUUCUCACCAAGUUUCUAACCAUUUGGCCUGAAAAAAACUCGGAAAAUUUGGGAUUGAUUUCCAAUGCUGAACAAAAAGUUAUCUGUCGUGAAAUGAGUUGGUAAGGAAAACUCGUGAUUAAAUUCACAAGCCACAAAAGGCGAAUGAAACCUCAUAAGUAAUGUAAAAUAGUUCACAAUUUAACCUAUGUUAAAUUAUCGUAAAAACGCGUGUGGAGCACGAUAAGUCUAGGCUCGAUAACAAGCCGAUUUUCGAGAAAAUGAAACGGUCCUCCAUCCC
Molecule: messenger RNA, 8501 nt
Organism: Pocillopora verrucosa
Lineage: Eukaryota; Metazoa; Cnidaria; Anthozoa; Scleractinia; Pocilloporidae
Product: serine-rich adhesin for platelets
Biological process (GO): calcium ion transport
Cellular component (GO): plasma membrane
Molecular function (GO): monoatomic cation channel activity
Source: RefSeq, a predicted model, not a curated record